CCAUCGACCUUGAGUCAUCACGAAAACAUCAUCAACGUUUCAGAGACACAUACAGACCGCCGAUCGCAAGAACCAAAAGGGAAAAAAAAAGAACGAAAUGCUCCCCGAAGCCUUCUCCUUCAUACCCGGGCCCUACCAGGUUCCGGCUCUCGCCUCCCUCCUGCUCUUUGUUUUCCUCGUCAUCUGGUACGGCCUCUCGUGGCGGCGCUUGUCGCACAUUCCUGGACCCCCUCUUGCCUCGCUCUCCUACCUCUGGAUGCUGCGCAUCGCCCGGUCGGGCGAGCAGUCGGCGCGGUACGCGCACAUCAACGCCAAGUAUGGCUCGCUCGCGCGCAUCGGCCCCAACGAGCUCAUCAUCGACGACCCGGCCGUGGUGCGGCGCAUGAACGCGGCCCGCAGCCCCUACCGGCGUAGCUCCUGGUACUCGGCCAUGCGCCUGGACCCGUACCAGGAGGACUUGUUCAGCAUGGCGGACACGGCGGAGCACGACCUCCUGCGCGCCAAGAUGUCCUUUGGCUUCGGCGGCAAGGAGCUCCCGGACGUGGAGGGUGACAUCGACGCGCAGGUGGACUUGCUCGUGCACCUGAUCCGGUCAAAAUACCUGUCGGACGAGAACGGGGUGACGUGCCCCUUCGACAUGGCCAUCACGGCCCAGUACUUCACCAUGGACGUCAUCACCAAGCUCGUUUUCGGCAAGCAGCUCGGCUUUCUAGAGACCGACUCGGACGUAUACAACCUGAUCCACAGUUCUGAGGGCCCGUUGCAGCUUCAGGUGCUGAAGAGCGAGAUGCCCCUGAUUGGGCGCAUCUUUAGCCAGCCUUGGGUCUUGAAGAAUCUCGGCCCGAAGAAGACCAACGCGGGCGGACUGGGCCGAAUCUUGGGGACGGCCGAGGAAGUGGUCGCCAAGCGCUUCCGCCAUGACGCAAAGGACGAGAUGGACAUGAUGGGUUCCUUCAUUCGCCACGGAGUCACGCAGCAACAGUGCGAGGUCAACACCCCCUUCAUUCUGGUCGCCGGAAGUGACACGACCGCGUCGGCAAUCCGCGGCACCAUGCUUCAUCUGGCCACCACCCGGCACGCGUACAACAAACUCCGGGAUGAGAUUGACCGCGCUGUGGCCGAGGGUCGCAUCUCCAGCCCGGUUACGGUCGAGGAGGCAAUGAAGCUCGAAUAUCUUCAGGCCGUCAUCUACGAAGGAAUCCGCGUCCAGAUCCCCUUCUCCGGCCUGCUCAUGAAGGAGGUGCCGCCGGAGGGGGACACCAUCAACGGCGUUUUCGUGCCUGGCGGCAGCCGCAUUGCGCACAACACGCUGGCCAUCAUGCGCCGGCCCGAGAUCUUUGGCCAGGACGUCGACGUCUUCCGCCCGGAACGCUGGUUGGGUGUUUCGCCGGAGCAGAAGCAGCUCAUGGUCCAGACAACCGAGCUCGUUUUUGGCUACGGCCGGUGGAGCUGCCUCGGCAAGCCCGUCGCCUUUAUUGAGCUGAACAAGGUCUUUGUCGAGCUCCUGCGACGCUUCGAUUUCGAGAUCCUCUACCCCAAGCGGCCUUGGCGCGAAUUGAACUUCAACAUUUUCUAUCACUCGGAGCUCUGGAUGCGCGUCACUGGGCGGCACUAAGGAAUUAUCGAGAAGCGCAGGUGCAGGGGAUCGACAUAUGAGGGGAGGGGAGUCUAAUUAGUUCGACGGCAUGGUUUGCAAUAUUUUUACGUCCACCCCUAUCACCGGAGUGUGUUCCGUAUAAUCAUGUAUGCCAUUUACUAGUUGUAUUGGGAGUUGAGGAAGGCAACAGAAGAGUGAUUGGGGGCUUGCAGGGUGAGGAUGACGUGUUAUGGAAGGGGGGGACUGACGAAAUAUCCCCCCUGUUUUGGGAAGUUUUCCAAACUCUAUCUAAGGGGGUUAUUUCUUCAGCAUAUAUCCAGGUG
Messenger RNA from Thermothelomyces thermophilus ATCC 42464, 1920 nucleotides. RefSeq lists its product as uncharacterized. The record is from RefSeq and is a predicted model, not a curated record. Bases 98 to 1615 code for a protein of 505 amino acids. Gene Ontology annotation, molecular function: oxidoreductase activity, acting on paired donors, with incorporation or reduction of molecular oxygen; heme binding; monooxygenase activity. NCBI's taxonomy places the organism in Eukaryota, Fungi, Ascomycota, Sordariomycetes, Sordariales, Chaetomiaceae. The transcript is spliced from 4 exons.